Molecule: messenger RNA, 638 nt
Organism: Pygocentrus nattereri (red-bellied piranha)
Lineage: Eukaryota; Metazoa; Chordata; Actinopteri; Characiformes; Serrasalmidae
Product: ornithine aminotransferase, mitochondrial-like
Exons: 4
Coding region: 6-599 (197 amino acids)
Cellular component (GO): cytoplasm
Molecular function (GO): identical protein binding; pyridoxal phosphate binding; L-ornithine transaminase activity
Source: RefSeq, a predicted model, not a curated record
GGCGAAUGUUUCUUAUGGGUGAUGUUUGUGUGUUUGUGUCUGCACUACAGGUUCUGUUCAUUGCUGAUGAGGUGCAGACGGGUUUGGGUCGCACGGGCCGCAGGCUGGCUGUGGACCACGAGGCUGUGCGGCCGGACCUGGUGGUUCUGGGAAAAGCUCUGUCUGGAGGAAUCUAUCCUGUGUCUGCAGUGCUCUGUGAUGAUGAUGUGAUGCUGACAAUUAAACCAGGAGAGCAUGGCUCCACCUAUGGAGGAAACCCUCUUGCCUGUAGAGUUGCCAUUGCGGCCCUAGAGGUUCUGGAGGAGGAGAACCUGGCAGAGAAUGCUGAGAAAAUGGGGAAUAUUCUGAGAGCAGGGCUGAACAAACUGCCCAAAGAAAUUGUGACGAUGGUGAGGGGGAAAGGUCUGCUGAAUGCCAUCGUCAUCAAGGAGACUAAAGACUACGACGCCUGGCGAGUCUGUUUGCGUCUUCGUGACAACGGACUACUGGCCAAACCCACUCAUGGUGACAUCAUCAGACUGGCCCCGCCCCUCGUCAUGAACGAAGAUGAGAUCAGCGAGUGCAUUGACAUCAUCCAGCGAACCAUCCUGUCAUUUUAAACUGUUAUAAAAUCCUACUGACCAUCACCCGGAAACAAA